UUAUAAACACGAUAUUACAACUGGUCCUGUCGUCGCUGGCACAAGUUGUACAGCUUGUCGCGUUUUCCAGGCAGUCCUUUGUUGUUGGACAGUUUCAGGUCGAGGGUCGUUGCUAAGGGCAUUCAUAAGAAGUAUCAUACGCACUCAAACAGACCGUGACGGAGGGCCACUACGCGGGAGCUGCUCGCCUGUUGCACGCAUCGGCCACAGCAGCACACCUUCAGGAGCUAGCUGAUUUUAACAUCAUAAGCUGCUGGGCCUGUCGAUGGACGCUGUUGCGUUGACCCUGGAGGAUGCGACCUGAACCUGCGACAGCGCGGGUCCACGUGUGCUAAACCUUUUGUAUAGUUUCUGCGUCGCGUGGAGGCCGGUGUCGUUAGCGUGGAGCUUGAACCGUCGGCACAACGCACACAGCUCAGCAUGGACGCGGGUCUUCCGCCCGCGUCGUCAAUGCGCUUCUCGCUCGCUGAGGCGCAGCCGCUGCUGCAGUCAUCCACCCUCCUUCCCCCUCAGCACUUUUCGGGGAACCCACUCGACCGCACAUACGAUAAGCGGCGCAAGUUUGACGGCACCUCCAAGCAGGAGGAGGUGAGCCUGGUGGUAGUGGCGGCGCGGGAGGUGUGUAUCCGGGAGUCGCCGGGCGCUGGCGGCUCGGCGUCCUCCCAGAGCGGUGCCUUCGGCGGCGCAGGGGCCGGCGGCCAAAACACCAGUGCCGGCGGGGCCAGCGUUACGGCGGCAGCGGACCUGCAGGCGCUGCUGCUGAGCGCCACCGACCCGGAGCUGGACCUCAACAGCGAGAGCAUCUGCCUCACAUGGGUGUACGGUGACGUGGCGUACCAGCUGCCGCUGUACCUGCUGGGGCAGGACCGCACCGAGCGUUGGACGUUUGCGCUGGACGUGAGCGACUGCAGGUCAGCGUUCCUGGACUUCCUGCGUGAAGGCUGCGGCCUGGGGUCGGGCGUGGCGCUGUCGGACCUGCGGGCGGCGUUGCCGCAGCUGAGUCGGGACGCGGCAGCCAUCGCGGGGCAGGCCACCUCGCUGUCGCAGUGGCACCAGAGCCACAAGUUCUGCCCCCGCUGCGGCUCGCCCACCGCCCCCGUGGAGUCGGGGCUGCGGCGGCAGUGCGUGUCGGAGGCGGGCCACAAGCAGUACCCGCGGACAGACCCAGUGGUGAUUAUGCUGGUGGAGAGCCCGGACGGCCGGCGCGCGCUGCUGGGCCGCAACCGCAAGUUCACACCGGGCAUGUACACCUGCCUCAGCGGCUUCGUGGACCAGUGCGAGAGCGUGGAGGAGGCUGUGCGGCGCGAGGUGUUUGAGGAGUCGCGGGUGCUGGUGGCCGGUGUGGCGGUGGUGGGCAGCCAGCCCUGGCCCGUGGGCCGCUACGGCGGCUGCGAGCUCAUGCUGGGCUGCAUGGCGCAGGCGCGCAGCUACGAGGUGCUGGUCAACACGGACGAGAUGGAGGACGUGCAGUGGUACGACAAGGACGAGCUGAGGGCGGCGGUGCAGAUGUAUGACAACGCGGCGGCGCAGUCGGCCUCUGCGGGCGGCGCCGGAGGGGGCGGCGGCGAGGGCGAGGGCGUGGCAGAGGCGCCCAUGAGCGUGGCACAGCUGCAGGAAGCCUCUUUGGAGCAGCUGGGUUUCUUUAUCCCACCCCCGCUCGCCAUCGCACACCACCUCAUACGCGCAUGGGCGCUGCACGAGGGACCCUGGUUCCCGCCAGGGCCGCCCACGCCGCCUGCGCCAGCUCCGGCGUUGGCAGCGGCGGCAGCAGGCUCGGUGGCGCCUGAGGACGGUGCAGCGGCCAAGUUGUGAUCCAUGACCGGUGGACAUUGAGGGAUAUGAAGGGGAGGUACCGGUGGGGGCAAGAGACGGACGAGCGGAAUCACUAUGCACUGCAUGCCUGCAGCAUGAAAGUUGAGGAUGAAGGCACAAAGAAUGCAGCAUUUGGCUGGAUGAAAGCGCGUACGAUUAACGGUAUACAGUAUGCCGUAUACCGUAACAGAAUCCCAUUCACGCGCCUCUCGUCUCUGUAAUGUCGCGCUUUGAUGACUUCAUCGAUGUGUGGCUCGACUCGGACUGCAGUGCAGCUCGGACAGACUGGCAGUGGGCAAUAGGCACAUCAGACAGGGCACGUGGCAUAUCACGUUGCAUAUUCUGCGAGAAUGGUCGGCGGCUGUGUCUAAUGCAGCUGGGCAAGGCAGGCUAGUAGCAAGUCCGAAGGACCCGACUUCUUCCGGCCCAGGCAACUGGUUGCUGGGUGGCGGCCCCAUUGGACUGGACCCUUUUGUCAGGCAUCGGUGAGGGGUGUGCAGCUUCACUUCCCUAGUUCCCUUUC
Molecule: messenger RNA, 2335 nt
Organism: Chlamydomonas reinhardtii
Lineage: Eukaryota; Viridiplantae; Chlorophyta; Chlorophyceae; Chlamydomonadales; Chlamydomonadaceae
Exons: 10
Coding region: 421-1812 (463 amino acids)
Biological process (GO): NADP+ catabolic process; NAD+ catabolic process
Cellular component (GO): cytosol
Molecular function (GO): NADH pyrophosphatase activity; metal ion binding
Source: RefSeq, a predicted model, not a curated record